AUGCCCGUCAAUCGGAGAGAUGCUGGAUAUUGGUGGGUAGCUCUGUUUCUAUUGUCCUUGUUCACCAUUCGAACUGGUUUUUGGAUUUUGGAGCAAUCGGGAGGUUCCUGGGAUGUUGACGAAGUGGACGAGCUCAACUCCGAUGAAUCAGUGACCGUUAUGGAUGAAGUUUCAAGUCCUUUAGAAGAAGAAAAAGUGGAAACAGCAGACGUGGAAUUUGAACCAAAGGAGAUCAUCAGCACACAGGGCCCAGAAACGACGAAUAGGCCAUUUCGAAGACCUCGGCUGGGGAUUCGGCGUAUUCAGCGUGAAAAAGAGUACUUGCAGAAAGUUAAGGAGGAAAAGAAGGGCAAGAGCGAAGAUAAUUCGACUAGGUGGAGUGCAAUAAAUGAAGUUGUCGACGGCUCUGUCGACACUUCAUCGAGCAGAAUUUCCUUCUGCAAAGACGAUUGGUACUCCCAAUUCCUCUUCUAUCGCGAGUUCCUCGGAAAUCUCUCUGUCCUCGAUGUCUCCUCCCUCAGAGAUUACCAUCUAUCCGAGCAGGGCAUCUCCAUCUGCGAUAGUCAUCCUCACUACGGAGUGGUUUCCAACGUGUGUCUGAUUCCCUACGGCAACCAGCUCACUCUCUACGGCGAAAACGCCGACGAGGAGAUCCGCAAGGGCGAGCAAACGUCGCCGCAUCACGAUUUUUACUCACCGCCGUCUCCUCUGCGCAGGCGAUUCCUCCCGUGCGGCUGCAGCGCGCCAUCCACAACAAGCAAAAUACCGCCGUUUUUAGCCCGCACAGUUUUACCAACAUUUAUCAUUUCCUCGAGGGAACCAGCCAAAUGGUCCGGCUGGUUCUCCACCCCGAGCUCUUCCCGCGGGUCCCACCCAUACAAUUUAUCUCACGCACAGAUCGAUCAUGUCUUGAUCUCCCACCAGCCUUCCUGCGACCCCUCCAAAUGGCCUUGUUUUCUGGAAUACGUGUAUCUGGACCUAUUUUCGAAGGCUCGACGCCCCGUUCUCCACAUCAGCAAGGACGACAAAUUCCUAAAAAAGGGCCGAUUAUGGUGCGCGCCGUUUCUCGCCGUGUUUCGAAACUGGGACUCCAGGGGCGGCGGCAAUUUCUUCCCCGAGCCGCUAGGCGUCGAUUUGAUUCGUGCUGCGGCCUAUCGGAGAGCGGGAGUUUCACUUCCGAGGCGAUUAAGCCAUGAUCGGCUGGAACUGGUGCAGAUUCGGAGGCAGAACAAGCGGAGGAUUCUGAACGAAGACGCGCUGCUGGCGCAGGUGCAGGGCAAUUUUUCGAAAAAGAUUUCGUCGAGAAUGGAGAUUUUGGAGGAGAAGACGGCGGAGGAGCAGGUGAAACUGUUCAGUGGAGUGGAUAUUUUGGUUUCUGCGCAUGGAGCCGGAUUAAGCAAUGUGAUUUUUAUGGUGCCAAAUUCGUACGUGAUUGAACUUAUGCCGCCUUAUUGGGAUUGGGCGUGCUAUCGACGACUCUCUGAGAACACGGACAUGCAAUAUAGUAUGAUUCGAUCAUAUGGCAAGAAGGGACCGGAGUGCGACAAGCAUGCGACGUCGCGUCUGUGCAGAGAAAAGGGAAUUCGAGAUCGAGAUUUUAAUGCCGAUAUUGAUGAGGUGGUUGAUACAGUGAAAGGUGCAAUAGGGAAAGUGUUUCGAAAGAAGCUUUUUACUUUUUUGUUGGAAAUGAGUGAUGCACAAACUGAAGCGGAACAAACAAAUGCGGGGUACAAGGCGGUGAUGGAGAAAUCAAAGUAUGCAGUGCUGGAUCUUUUGAAGCAGCUGGAGAGUUUAAUGAAACAGCUCGAAGAUUCCAAGCGGGAAAUACCAGUUCUGCAGCAGGCCGUAGAGGAAGCGAAACGAAAAAGAGAGAGUGUGGAAGCAGAGGCGGAAAUCGAGUUAGAAAAGCUAUUUCCUGGAAAGCGUAUUUUCAUUGCUUCGGAUACCCCUGAGAAAAUAUCUUCACACUUUUCAAAUACAUUUCUAAGGAGCUACAAGCUUUCGGAUAACUCGUUUACUAUUUUGGAUUAUCCAUUGAAUUCUACAAGAAGUGAAAAAGUUUCCGACAGCAAAUCCGAAGCAAUAGAGUUGGCAUCCAAUUCUGAAGUCCCUCCUCAAGCCAUAUCUACGGGAGAAGAUGACUCGCUCUCUCAAUCCGUAGAAAAGAAGGCCAUCGAUGCAAUCCGGAGACUAUUUGCAGAAGCUCUACACUCCCAAGCUCCCUUGUCGGAUUCAAACAUUCUUCGUCUCCACUCGCCUUUUUCAACAUCUGAAAUAUCAUUCUACAGACACCGUACUUGA
Messenger RNA from Blastocystis hominis, 2301 nucleotides. RefSeq lists its product as hypothetical. Gene Ontology annotation, molecular function: glycosyltransferase activity. NCBI's taxonomy places the organism in Eukaryota, Bigyra, Opalinata, Blastocystidae. The transcript is spliced from 7 exons. The coding region runs from base 1 to 2301 and encodes 766 amino acids. The record is from RefSeq and is a predicted model, not a curated record.